AUUUGAAUGUUAAAGCAGUCACAUCAAGAUGACCCACAUAUGUAUGAAAAAAUAAUGUGAAUACUAUACAGCACUCCCUCCAUACUCUAAAUCGUCCCCACCAACACCUCCACACUACACAUUCAUUCAUUUCAAUUCAAUUCAUUCGUCCAACCUAUUUUACGUCCCAUCUCUCUCUCUCUCUCUCUCUCCAAAACAAACCCAUCCUCUCUUUCUCGUAGAACAAAUUAAAAAAAAAUAAAAAACAAUUUAAGAACAAGUCACUCUCACACUCAAAAACAAAUUUCCCAAUCCAACACCAAAUCAAUUAUCGCAAUCAUCAAUAAUGGAAGCUACAUCCGGUGGAAGAGAAUCUCCAUUUCCGCCGAUUCAAUCGGAAACUCCACCACCGUCCGCCCAACCUUCCUCACCACCGGCACCACCACCGAGCCGUUACGAAUCACAAAAGCGACGAGACUGGAACACGUUCCUUCAAUAUCUUCGAAACCACAAACCACCAUUAACACUAGCACGUUGCAGCGGAGCGCACGUGAUCGAGUUUUUGAAGUACCUCGAUCAGUUCGGAAAAACGAAGGUGCACGUGACAGGCUGUCCUUAUUUUGGACAACCUAACCCUCCUUCGCCUUGCUCUUGUCCUCUUAAGCAGGCCUGGGGUAGUCUCGACGCUCUCAUCGGACGUCUUAGGGCUGCUUUCGAGGAAAACGGCGGCAAACCGGACUCUAAUCCGUUUGGUACUCGGGCGGUUAGGAUUUAUUUAAGGGAAGUUAGGGAAAGUCAAGCUAAAGCUAGAGGAAUUCCUUAUGAGAAGAAGAAACGAAAGAGAUCCACUCUCACCGCCACUGCUAUAAUAUCAACAGCAACAACGGUGAAUAACACUGCACCUAGUGACGGUGGCGUUACCAAUAGUAACAUCAGCGGAAUUAAAACUAAUGUUACUGUUAGUAAUAAUGCCACCGUCAUAACCACUGGUGUCAGUGUUACUACGGAUAUCGUAUAGUAUUAUUAUAAAUUUGAUUUUUUUUUCUCAUUUAUAUAUUUUGAAUUAUAUUAUCUUUCUUUAACUUUAGGGGAAUUAAUGGUGAUUAUGGUUUAUAAGUUAAUUACAUAUUUAUGGAAAUUUUUAGCUUGAAUUGUAGACCAUCAAAGUGGUUAUUAGUUUAUCAUUCCUUCUAUCAGAAACGUUACUAACAAUAAACUGUAAACUUACAAUUAUUUUUCCUUGAUAUGAAAUUUUGUUAGUAGUUUCUGACAUGAAAUUUGUAUGUA
This is a messenger RNA of Cicer arietinum (chickpea), 1266 nucleotides long. Its product is annotated as protein LIGHT-DEPENDENT SHORT HYPOCOTYLS 5-like. Gene Ontology annotation, cellular component: nucleus. The record is from RefSeq and is a predicted model, not a curated record. Gene Ontology annotation, biological process: mRNA transcription; response to light stimulus. NCBI's taxonomy places the organism in Eukaryota, Viridiplantae, Streptophyta, Magnoliopsida, Fabales, Fabaceae.